Messenger RNA from Sebastes umbrosus (honeycomb rockfish), 1347 nucleotides. RefSeq names its product enoyl CoA hydratase domain containing 3 (gene echdc3). Gene Ontology annotation, molecular function: hydro-lyase activity. The transcript is spliced from 6 exons. The record is from RefSeq and is a predicted model, not a curated record. Gene Ontology annotation, cellular component: mitochondrion. Lineage: Eukaryota; Metazoa; Chordata; Actinopteri; Perciformes; Sebastidae. The coding region runs from base 67 to 957 and encodes 296 amino acids.
CUGUGACGUCGUACGUACCCGGCAGUGAGAGUGGGAAGGUGAAGUGAAGCGUCUCUUCAGGUAAACAUGGCUCGUAGUUUACUCUGCAGAGCUGUCGGCGUGUUUCAGCUCAGCAGAACUUCAACACUACUAACCGGGACUCGUUUCUACUCUCAGACCGAACCGGAACCGCUGACGGUGAGACAGCAACACAACGGAAUCAGGAGGAUAAUAUUGAACAAUCCCAAGAAGAGGAAUGCUCUGUCUUUGUCCAUGCUGGAGUCCCUCAGAGAAAACAUCCUGACUGACGUCGACAGCGAUGAUCUCAGAGUUGUUAUCAUAUCAGCCAAAGGUCCAGUGUUUUCCUCUGGACACGACCUGAAGGAGCUGACGUCAGCUCAGGGCAGAGAAUAUCACACAAAGGUGUUUCACACCUGUUCAGAGGUAAUGACUCUGAUACAAGACAUACCUGUUCCAGUGAUCGCCAUGGUGAACGGCAUUGCCACGGCUGCCGGUUGCCAGCUUGUUGCCAGCUGUGACGUCGCUGUGGCGACAGAGAGGUCCACCUUCGCCACUCCGGGUGUCAAUGUGGGUCUGUUCUGCUCGACGCCGGCAGUGGCCAUCGGCAGAGCCGUGCCGAGGAAGGUUGCCAUGGAGAUGCUGUUCACAGGAACCCCCAUCUCAGCCCAUGAUGCUUUGCUGCACGGUCUGAUCAGUAAGGUGGUACCAGAAGAGCGACUUGAGGAGGAGACGUCGGCCAUCGCUCAGCGGGUGUGUCAGGCCAGCCGACCUGUUGUCGCCCUCGGCAAGGCCACUUUCCAGAGACAAAUGGCUCAAGGUCGAGACGCAGCGUACGCCACCGCCUCCAAGGUGAUGGUUGACAACCUGGCGCUAAGAGACGGACAAGAGGGGAUCAAGGCCUUCAUAGAGAAACGCAAACCAGUGUGGAGCAAUAAAGCAGAAAAAGCCCACGACUGAUGGACUGUUGACUUUAUCACAGGAGACAGUGAUUAUCAUGACUGGUUCAUGUGGUUUUCAGUCACUGGUGUGGAAUAAUUAGCACCAAUCCCAAGUCAAUGUAUGGGGCUACGCUACUUUUAAAAUGUGGCUGUGUAAUCUGCAAGAUCACUACGAUUGAAGUUUGAAUUGUUGACUUCAUGUUCCCUGAGGAUUUCCUUCUUUUCGCUGAAACUAAAGACGAGUAGCUGAACCAUGUUGUGCCUUGAAAGCUGCAGAUAAGAAGAAAUGCUCCGUUACCACCCAGAAGGCUCAAGAUGUUUAAUGACAUAAACAGCCUCAUAAAGCUAAAGAAUGCUGCUCUCUGUAUUUGUGUAAUUUAAAUGCAAUAAAUGGGGUUACAAAUUGGUA